Xyrichtys novacula (pearly razorfish) is the source of this 15620-nucleotide messenger RNA. The record is from the annotation of a GenBank genome assembly. NCBI's taxonomy places the organism in Eukaryota, Metazoa, Chordata, Actinopteri, Labriformes, Labridae.
GGACGGGACGCUCCGGCGGGUGGGCUGUGGGACGAUGCGGUUCGGGUCCAGGUAGACCAUGCGGACAGUGAACUGAAAUUUUACCAUUCUGCCUUCAAGGUAAGAACGACAACAUAUGAGGAGGUGAAUUCUAGCUUGAACGGGUUUUACUGUCGGGACUUUGUGGAAUUAAACUGAGUGUAUAUAGCGCUGUAGGUCGAAAUGGACCGGCACAGAGCAGUACCGCAAUGCAGAGCAGUGAAUUACCGGUGCCGCUCAGUCGUCAUUAGGUUGAAGUGAUGUAAGGAGCUGCGCAGCUGCUUUCGGGGGGCUCGGGGUUUUCGGGAGAAUGCGACAAAAGUGAGUAGCAUUAGACAGAGAGGAGAUUUUACCCUCCUUCCUUGCACUUUUGUCAUGUAAAGAGGAGAAAGUGUCUCUGCAGAGGAGGAGACAAGGUGAAAGUGUCUGAUACUGUAGGCCUAUGCGUCAAGGACGUAGGAAGCUGCUGAGGCAUCUAUGUGUUAAAAGUCUUAUCUGUCCUUGAUGGGCAAGAGGGCAACUCCCCAAAACGUGAAACACUGCUUUAAAAAUGUGUUUCUUUACAGUCAUGUCAUGAGAUCUGCAGCUAUGACUCAUUAAGUUCAACAUAUGUGGAUGAAUUUAAUGUUGGAAAGGCUGUUUAAUGAUAAAUCCACAUUCAUUCUGUGAAUAUCAAUGACUUUUCUCUCUCUUGUCCCCCUGGGCUGCAACAGAAAAAAACAAAAUGCUUGAGUCCAAACUGUCAUGGCUGCAGAAUGGUCAGGGGGAGAGGGAUUAUUCCUCCCCUCUCAUCCUCACAUGAGGCUGGAUCCUGUGUCCUGGCCUCAAUUUCACAUAUUCAAGAGCCCAAAAUGAGUAAUCUAACCAAACUAUGCCCACUCAAAUGUGUAAACCACUAACUGAGAAUGAUUCAAGAGUACAAAAGUGAGUUUGAGUGUGAAAUCUCUGCAGCUCUAAACAUGGUCAUUCAUGGAAAUCACUAAGACACUCGGCUUAAUACAUGUGCUGACCUAAAUUUCUCUGCUCUGUCCAAAGAGGAUCUGUGAUGGGAUUAUACACAGGGGAAACCCAAUCUGAUGUAUGAGAAUUACAGUCAUUGAUCGAACAGAUUGUUCCAGCUGAGCCGAAGUUUAAUGUAAAGGUACUACAGAAGCUUAAAUGUGCAUAAUCAUGAUUUGUGAUUGUUUUCCUGAUUGAUUUUUGCCUGAUGAUACCAUCACUAUGAUCACUACAGUGCUCACAUUUUUCUACGCUUGCACCCAAAUUAAAGCGGUUUGAAGACAUAAACAUGUGUAAAUAAGGAGAUGUGUAUCUGAUAGCAAACGGGUUGUUCUGAAGUGACAUUAAUGUUGAGUCAUCAAGAGUGCACAUGAGGUGUGAGUGCUGCAGUCUGCAUGUGGAUGAGCUGAGUGCAGGGUGUGUGCCUCUGCUCUCUCUCUCGCUCUGUUCCCUCUAUUUCUGGGAGGUUGAUGGGAGGCGGCUCUCUGGCAGCUAAUCCUUGCAACACUGUGCUGUUUCUUUUUUCUUUCUCCUUAUCACAUCCACAAUGACUCAGCAGAGGACUGUUACUGUCUGGCUGCGAGCUAUCUGUUGUCAGAUUGUGGGUCCCGUGGGUGGUCGCAGCAUUCAAUUCAAACAACUUAGCCUCAAGUGUAAUUUCUUCAACUUGAAUAGUUAACUAAAGGUUCUUAAGUUGUUUGUCGAAAAAGAAAAAAAGCAACAUUUUUCUCCAAGAAUCUAUUUUUCUGAUGCACCUCUUUGGAUUUACUGUCUCUCAUCACAUCCUCAUGACCCUUGACACCAUCGGAAGAUUACUAUCAGAGCCGUAAGCCGACUGUUAUGUUCAGAUGUUUCUGAGGCACUUUCAGUAAACAAGGAGCUGCAGGGCAGGGGCAUGUCCAGGGGGGUUGAACUGGGGUGGCAACGCUCCACCCAGAAAUCUGAUUGGUCACCCAAAUGAAACUAAGAAUGUGUCCGAAAUGAAUCACUCAAUCCCUAACCCCUAACCCCCAUAUGGGGUUUCACUAUACAGUGGAUAUAAAAAGUCUACACACCUCUGUUCAACUGCCAGGUAUUUGUCAUGUAAAAAAAUUAAAUCAAGAUAAAUAAUUUCACAACUUCUUCCAACUUUAAUGUGACCUAUAACCUGUACAACAUAACUGAAAAACAAACAGAAAUCUUUCAGGGAGGUGAAGUAAAAAUAAACAACUGAGAUCAUGUGGUUGCAUAAGUGUGCAAACCCUUUAAUAACUGGGGAUGUGGCUGUGUUCAGAUUUAACCAAUAACAUUCAAACUCAGGUUAAAUUGGAGUCAGCACACACCUGUCACCAAUUAAAGUGCCUCUGAUCAACCCCUAAUAAAGUUCAGCUGUUCUAGUUGCUUUUCCUUAUAUUUUGUAGCCACAUCUUCCAGCACAAGCCAUGAUCUGCAGAGAGCUUCCAAAGCAUCAGAGGGAUCUCAUUAUUCAAAGAUAUCAGUCAGGUGAGGGCUACAAAGAAUUUCCAAGGAAUUAAUACCGUCACAGUUAAGACCAUCAUCAUUAAGUGGAGAAAAUAUGGCACAAUGGUGACAUUACCAAGAACAGGACGUCCGUCCAAAAUUGAUGAUAAGACAAGAAGAAAACUGGUCAGGGAGGCUACUAAGAGGUUGACAGCAACACUGAAGGAGCUGCAGGAAGUACUGGCUGUGUAGUACAUGUGACAACAAUCUCCCGCUGUCUUCAUAUGUCUGGGCUACGGGGUAGGGUGGCAAGACGGAAACCUUUUUUUUACAAAGAAAAACAUCAAAGCCCAGCUUAACUUUGCAAAAAGACAUCUGAAAUCUCCCAACAAAUGUGGGAAAAUGUGUUAUGGUCUGAUGAAACCAAAGUUGAACUUUUUGGGCAUCAUUGCAAAAAGUAUAUUUGGCGCAAAGUUUACACUACUCAUCACCAAAAGAACACCAUACCCACAGUGGCGCAUGGUCGUGGCAGCAUCAUGCUUUGGGGCUGUUUUUCUUCAACUGGAACUGGUGCCUUAGUCAGGGUGGAGGGAAUUUUGUGUCUAUUUCCUCAAUUAGAAGCAAGAAGCAUGUUCCUGUCAACUUUCUUGAACCAUUUUCCAACAGACUGAUAAUUGCUGUAAGAUGUAACGUACAUGAGUGGAAGCUGAAAUGAGACAGUAAUAGUACUCCAUGUAUCGGGAAGUUUUGGGACGCUAAAACAUGAGAGGACUAUGAAUGAUAAAAGAACGUAACUAUUGACAGAAUCAUCUAAACAAGGUUUUAAGUGGAGUACAUGUAAACACAUGAAAUCAGAUUAUAACCACUGGCCAAGGAAUCAUAUUCAAGCUAUUCUCUGUGAGCAAUCUUUGGAAAUAUUAAUGAUCAAUUAUUGAUUACUUGUUAAAACAAUUAUGAGAAAUAAAAUGAAACUUUGAUUUUUUUCAGUGAAAGAGACAGUUUCAGAUGGAUUCAUGACAUAGAGCAUAAAUUGUGUAUUAGAUUUAAGACCAUGACUGGUAUGUAUGUGAACUGCAACAAUAAACGACAUGAUUCUGUCCUUAAUUUCAGUGUUGAUGUUGGGGUUAGGGUUAGCUGGUAGCCAGUUACUGUUUUAGAUUUUAAAUGCUGUCAUUUUAGAUGGGAGAAAUGUGUUAUCAUGCAGGGGGGUGCCAACAUUGCCCGAGAGCAGCUGUCUGCAGUGUCUGUAAAUAUUACUUGUUUGUUGUUUUAAAAAACAGCCUUGUAAGGGCAGAAAUCAGCUAAUGUUGUAAUAUCAAAAUGGCAUUAAUUGCACUUUAAAUCAGCUGAACCAAUCAAUAGGUUUGACUCCAAGUAGUUACACUUGUUACAUCUAUAAUGACAUGCAUUGUACAACUUUUCUAGUUUUUGCCAACACUAAGCACAUACUGGAUAAAAAUGCUUUUAUUUUCCCCUGAUAUAAAACCUGUACCUGACUGCUUCGCCUCAUUGGAUUUACUGAAUUUAAGAUCACAUGAUGAGGUCAUGGAUUACCGAAAUGUUACUGUGCUGUUACUGCAUCAAGAUUAUUAAAAUGAAAAUGCUGUAGUAUGUGGGCGAUCAUCCUGACUUGGAUGAUAGCAAACUCCCUCAGCUCUCUGAUUCAACCUGUUGUACCUUUGCAUCCUUGAUUUAGAGCGUUGCAGUGGGAUAAGUAAGUCUGCUCAAAGCUUGCACAAAGAUACUUUCCUUCUGGUUUAAAAAAAGCAGAGAAGCAUAAUCAGUCAUACAAUCCUCCCUCUGCUCAUCUGCUUCUUUUCAUAUUUAUCAAACAUCUCUCCAGUCUUUCUUUUAGCAUCCCUGUGUCUAUGUCUUAUUAAACAAUGAGAGCUGAAUCCCUGCAGUUGCUCACAACACUGCUGCUUUGCAUUCAUCCUACAGACCCAGUGUGUGUGUGUGGAUGUGUGACAGCAUAUCAAGAGCCGUCUAGGUCCCGCGGUGCUAUCUUGCGUUUUGUUUACACAACACACAGAGCUUGUGUGUUGGUGCGUGUCUCCUGCAGGUGGAUGUCCUGAUGGAUGUGCACGCACUCUGCAGAACUAUUUCCAGUGUUCUGCUGAGUCAUUCACAUCCUGAAUUAUUUAUACACACUGGAGAGCUUCAGCAAGCACAAGCUCCGUUUCUGGUGUUGAAAGUCAUGCACAGUCUUUUGUCGAGAAUUGAAAUCUGGAGCCUAAAGUCUUAUAUUUCUGUCUCUUCUUCAGCCCUCUCCAGUUCAUGUCCAGUCCAUCCACUUCUACUCUGUGUCCCUUUGCCCAUCUGCCAAACUCACGUGGCUGCUGUGAGCCCCUUUGACCGUCAUGGCGGCCACUGCUUUAUUACUCCUGGCCCUCUCCUCCUCCAUCUCCUUCACAGGUAACAGAAUUAAUUCACAGUAUGAAUCAGGCUUUUAUUUCAGGUCCUGUCAUUUGUUUGCACUUUGUACACUAUUCUUGUUGCUUUAUUAAUGAUGAGACAGCACAAAAUAGUCUGUGGUAGUUUGUGGAACAUUGCGGUGUUCCUCAGGGUUGAGUUGUGGUCCCACUCCGUUUUAACACUUUAACACACACAGCCUUUUUACUUUCUUUUGACAACACACAGCUUGAUUUUAAAGAUUUAAAUCAUGACUUGGGCGCAACAUGUGGUCUUCUAAAAUGUGACGAGUUGACUGAUUGUAUUUUCACUUACAGUGGCGGUCCUUUUUGGUGAGCCCAGAAUUUAUGGAGGUGAGUUCAGCUCUUCAGAAAAUCCUUAUUUUAGAUAUUCCUCUGUAGGGAUGACCUUUAAAAUGUCAUGUAAAACUUUUCAGAGGAUGCUACUGGAUAUGGCCCCAUCUUUGAGGAGGAGCCUGUGGAUGUGGUCUACACUGAGGAUUCACCCGAUGGGAGAAUCUCCAUGAAUUGCAGGGCGCGAGCGAACCCUCCUGCUUCAUACAGGUUACUAACAUUCAAAGAAAUUUCCUUUUAAGCAUUUGUAUUUUGUAUAUUCAACUUUAUAUUUAUGUAUUCUAUCAUGGUGUUGUAUCACUGUAAGGUGGCGCCGUGAUAACUGGGAAAUAAAGCUCAUGGAGCAGCCAGAUGAACACUACAGCCUGGUCGGGGGGAACCUGGUGAUCACUAACCCCAGACAGAAGAAACACGCCGGGACGUACAUAUGUGUGGCCAAAAACAUCUACGGCACCGUGAUCAGCAAAGAGGCCAGGGUCAAGUUUGGAUGUGAGUGUGUGAAUCCUGAUGGUGCAGCUCCAGUCCCUGGUGAUGGAGUAAAAUUAGAUGCUUAUCUUUCAUAUAUAUAUUUGAGGCUCUCCUGAAAUUUCCCUUCAUUUAUGUUUUUUUACUGUACAGCUUAUAUGUGAGUCCAAUCAACCUCAAGCUCUGAGACUUAUGCACAAUCCUUUCAUUUUGUAAUCCAAACUGUAUGUCAUUCUCCACUGUCAUGCAAAACCUUCAAUAGCCAGACUCCUGUACAGUAGAGUGUGAACUCUACCUGGUCAGGCUGCUCAAGUGUAUUUAAAGACCAUUUUUACCUAAUUUCCAUCUGCAAUCAAUCAAUUCCUCUUUACUUUGCAUGUUCUCUGGACCACUUGGGCCAGUUUAAAUACUGUCUUAGGGGACUAUGUUGCUCAUUGUUAAUUACUGAAACUGCAUCAAUGAUUCAUAAGCCCCCUGCAUUAGAGCUGAAAGGAGCCACCUCUAGGUGAACACUUGGACACUGACUCUAGGGCAGGUUUUCUCUAAGCUAGCAUGUCUUCAGAAAAACACCGGUUCCUUCCAGUGCUUUUAGCAUAAUCUCAUUCAGGGCUACUGUUACAUCAAACUGUAGACAAUGAUAGGCAAGCACAAAGUACACAAUCAUAGUCAUUUUCUGAACACUUUUCCCCUGUCAGUCGGGUGUUUUUUUUUUACUGUGGCAAUAAUGAUAUAUUGUAGUAAUAAUAAGGAGAUUAGAAUAAGAAUUAGAUGAAUGAACACCCGCUUUUAAGACUCUAAAAUAAAUAAAACAGAUUUUUUUAAAUUCUUUUUUGUAUUGAACCAGAUAACAGAAAAAUCCAUAAGCCACAUUUGUACAAUAAAUCCUGUAUAAAAAGGGACACUUAAGAGUGAUAAAAACAUCACUAUUUCAAGAUUUUCUUGAUUUUAUUAUUUUUGUAUAUUUCUCUUCAAUUGAAAUACCUCUCUUUUUUCAUCUCUUCAAUCUGCGACACAGUUUUGGAGGAGUUUCCUCAGGAGGAACGAGAUCCAGUGUAUGUGAAAGAAGGACAGGGGGCCGUUCUGUUGUGUGCCCCUCCAAAAUCUUGGCCACGUACGUACACAUCUGUCUCACCUCUGUUGGAUACAAGGACAGUCCUGUGACAAUAACAAUGGCGACUAAUCAACAUCAUUCUCUUUGCUUUUUCAGUUGAGGUAACCUAUCGCUGGAUCUACAACGAGUUCCCGGUCUUCCUGCCAACAGAUAAUCGUCGGUUUGUCUCCCAGAAGAACGGUAACCUUUACAUCUCCAAAGUUGAAGCUCAGGAUGCCGGGAACUACUCCUGCUUUGUUUCCAGCCCCAUUAUUGGGAGGAGCGUCUUCUCAAAGUUCAUCCCUCUUAUCCCUCUUUCACCUGAUGAUGGUUAGUAGAGGACAGCUGUGUUACUCAUUGAAAAGAAAAAUGCUGCCUUAUUCUUUAUAUUAGAAGCAUAAAAGAAAAUAUGACAAAAACCAUGUCCAGUUUUGGUAAUGUUUCUAUUUUCUGUCUGUUUUUUGCCUCAGGUGAGGAGAGAAAGUACCCAGCAGACAUCAGGGUGAAGUUCCCUGAUACUACCGCCAUGCUGGCCUCUAAUAUUACCUUAGAGUGCUUUGCUUUAGGAAAGUAAGUUUCCAGGACUUUGUUGAACUUUCUCCCUCAGUUUAGUAAGAAGAUAAAACUAAACUCCAUCACUUCUUUGUGUCCUUUCAAGCCCAAUCCCUCACAUCGUUUGGAGGAAAGUGGACGCCACAGAUCUCCCUGCGAACCAUGAGAUCAGCGAAUCAGGAGCAGUGCUACAUCUGUACAAUGUCCAGUAUGAAGAUGUGGGUGGAUAUGAGUGUGAGGCCAUUAAUACGAAAGGGAAGGACUGGCACAAGGCCUGGCUGUAUGUGGAGUGUAAGUGGACACCCUGGGGUGCACAUUUCCAACAUUAGAUUUUGGGUUACAAGCUCGGUGUUGUGAUAAGAUCUCACAAUUGAAUUUGACGUACGGUAAGAGGAGGUCUGUGUCUCUGUUGUUUGUCCAUCGCUGCCAUCUGUGUUGUGUAAAUAUAAGUCAUCUUGAAGCGCUAUUGGGGUAAAAAUUUUAAAUUGUGUUAAACAUAACGUCAUUGAAGCUGAUUUUGCCUCUGCAGCUGCUCCAGAGUGGGCGGAAACCAUCAACAACACUCAGAUAGACAUUGGCUCAGAGCACACGAUGCGCUGUGUGGCGUCAGGGAAACCGUUUCCUUUCAUUCGCUGGUACAAAGAUGGGUAUAUGGUAAAAGUUGUAUUUCUUUCUCUGAGUAAAUAAAUAUGGAAGUACUUUUUUUGUAUUAAGUUUGACUUAAAUGUUAUUGGUGUGUUUGUUUUUUCCAGUAUGGGAAGGGGGAGUUGAAGUUUUCCAGUCUCACAUUUGACGAUUCAGGAAUGUACCAAUGUAUCGCCGAGAACUACUGGGGGAUCAAAUAUGCCAACGCUGAGCUGCAAGUUAUUGGUAAAUCCUUUCCAAACACUGUAUAUUUAUUCACUCAUUAUCAACAAGAUGUGAAAAAGUCUUUUUGGUUUAAAAACGUAUAAAUCCACUCUUGCUUGAGGGCAUGAAAUCGGGAAAAACAACGUCUUUAAAUGCACAUUCUCCUGACAGCCUGUCCUCCUACAUUUGAGUUUAACCCUGUGAAGAAGCAGCUUCUUGGUGCCAAAGAUGGACGUGUGGUGAUUGAAUGUAAACCCAGAGCUGCCCCUAAACCACGAUACACAUGGACCAAGGGCAAAGAGCUCCUCUACAACACUUCACGGUCAGUCCAACUAAUAUUAUCCCAAAUUACCUACCCCAAAAAAAACCAAAAAACAUAGGCUUAACAGAAUUUUAUGUCAUGAAAUCAAGGCUGAAAACUCGCCUGUGUACAAUCCCUUUCAUUCAAUUAUUUUGAUAACUUUAUUUCAAUAAAUAAGCUAUUUAACUGUAUAAUUCUUACCUGUACCCUAACAUCUGGAUUUUAAGUCACACAUGAGAUGUAACCUGUGUCUGGAAGCAAAAUGAGUUUAGACUACCAUGCUGCAAGAAAACUAUAGCAAAGUCAGCAACAGUGAAGCAUGAUCUGAUCUCACAAUGCUGUGUUUACAGUACUGCUAGGUACCUUUAGUGCACUUGGAUCAAACCAGCUCUUACUCUAAGUGAUGAGAGGUACUGGUUCUGGACCAAAACUCGUAGAAGUCUUUUCAAUAAAAAACGCACUCCUCAACCUUUAUUUACUGAAUAAACUCAUCAGAUUUCUUUAGAUUUAGAUGCACUACAAAGAGUGAGAAGAGCUGGUCCGGCUUACUCCUUGGCAUAUUAGCUGCAUCUCACUUUUUAGAAGAGAAAAACAAUAAUGAAGAAAAAAUUCUGUCAUCGAAUUAAAUAUAUUUAUAUCUCCUAAAAUUUUGCAGCUUCUUUCCUAGAUUUUUCAGUUCAUCUUCUCUUGGCUUUUUGAUCAGUUUUUUUAAUCUUUUAAAAUGCUUUUUUUUUAUGAAAAUUGUUAAAACUCUGUCAACCAGCUUAAACUUUGUUGAUUUUGUUCUUUUUUUAGCAUUUCCAUCAUGUUGGAUGGGAGUCUCGAGAUACUUAAUGCCACCACGAACGAUGAGGGCACGUACACUUGUUUUGCUGAGAAUGACAGAGGGAAGGCCAACAGUUCAGGUUAUCUGACCAUCACAGGUCAGUACAUAUGCUGAUGUGGAUGUCAAAUAUAAAUACACACUGCAGGAAUUGUUGCAAGGGAUUUAAAGGGAUAUUCUGGCGUAAAAUUAACUUAGGGUCAAACUAUAACACAGAGUUAAACACCCACGUCGAGAGAUGAAUGUUGCCAACCGCUUGCUUCUCUAGUUAUACCAACUUUAGUCACGACCAUGCAAUAGCAAUAUAUAGUGGUCUGAGGAGCCACAAACAAACCUCAACCAAAAAGCCACUCUAUAGGCACAAAUAAUGCUCGGAACAGCACCUAACUUCAUCAACAGUACAUAUAGGGUCCCAGCCAUAGUACUAGCCACCAAACAUCUUUUUACUUUUGCCUAAUUUCUUUAGCACAGAGACUAAACACAACUCAACUACUCUCUUCUAGUAGCCGCUUGUUUGUAGCGAGACCUCAGGCCAGUCCAUCAAAAACUACAGCGGGGUGACACAGCUCAAGGAAGAACAUUUAUGAUCAUUACUUUAUCAUUUCCUUGAAGUAAUAAUUUUCAUAUUAAUCAUUUUGCACUGCAGACGCGGUAGUUCUUCUGCCUUAGCGUCUCGGUCUGAUUGCAUUUCCAUGAAGAAAUGAUCAUAAAUGUUCUUCCUUGAGCUGCUUCACCCCGCUGCAGUCUGUAAUGAACUGGCCCGAGGUCUCGCUACAAACAAGUGGCUGCUGGAAGAGAGUAGGUGAGUUGUCUCUUUGCUAAACAAAUUUGGCAAAGUUAAAAAGUUGUUUGGUGGCUAGUGCUUUGGCUGGGACCCUAUAUGUACUGCUGAUGAAGUUAGGUGCUGUUCUGAGCAUUAUUUGUGGCUAUAGAGUGGCGUUCUGGUUGAGGUUUGUUUAUGGCUCCUCAGACCACUGUGUAUUGCUAUCGUGUGGUCGUGACUAAAGUUGGUAUAACUAGAGAAGCAAGCGGUUGGCAACAUUCAUCUCUCGACGUGGGUGUCUAACUCUGUGUUAUAGUUUGACCCUAAGUUAAUUUUACGCCAGAAUAUCCCUUUAACUCCUGGUGUUUUCUCUCUGUAGAGGCGACUGUCCUCACAGAAGCACCUGAAGACUCUGAGGUCCAAGUCGGUGAUGAGGUGGUUCUGAAGUGUGCUGCUUCAUAUGACCCCAUGCUGGACAUCACUUUCAUCUGGGCCAUCGACUUCAGGGUCCUCGACUUUCAUGCUGAGUGGCCACACUAUGAACGUGUCAUGGUAUGUUUGAGGUACAUGUGGGCCUCGUACGAGUCCCCAGCUCUGUCUCUGACCUCACCCUCUUCCUUCCUCCCUCUUCCUCUUCUCGUUGUUGCCUCCUGUUGCUCAGAAUGAAGAUGGAAGAGGAGACCUGAGAAUAAAAAAUGCCCAGAUCUGGCACGAAGGUCGCUACACCUGCACCGCUCAGACAGUGGUGGACAGCGACACAGCUUAUGCUGAUCUCAAGGUUGUAGGUCAGUCACAAAUUCUGAUGUUGUUUUUAGUCUAAUGUAGAAAAGUAAAAAGAGCAGAGCAGAGCAGACCAUCACCAUAACAAGUGGUUUUUACUAGUUUCUCACCGUACAAACAUUUUUCUGGGCUGAUCUAGGUGUUCCCGGCCCUCCCGGUGUGAUCCGGAUAGAAGAGAUUGGGGAUACGUGGGUGAAACUAGUGUGGUCCAAAGCAGCGGAUCACAACAGCCCUAUUCUCUCCUACACUAUUCAGACCAGACACUUCUGGGCCCUGAAUGAAGAUGACUGGAAAGACGCAAGCACCUGUGAGUACUGCUGACUGUCAGCAGGGGGCAAACUACACAAAAGCAACACAUCAAACGCAUGAAACAAUACUUGAUGGGAAAUUUAUUGUUCUUCCAGCUCCAACCACCCUUGAUGGCAACGCAGAUAGAGCAGAAGUGACAGACCUGUACCCCUGGAUGGAGUAUCAGUUCAGGAUAAUCGCCACCAACGAGUAUGGCUCCGGGGAGGCCAGCAUCCCCUCCCUCAAGAUCAAAACCUGGGAUGCUGGUAAGAGGAUGUUUUUCACAGCACACAUCUUUUAGUUAUAAUGGAGCAAAAACACCAACAAUUCUCUUUACUUCAGCUCCAGUGGUUUCUCCCACGGAUGUAGCCGGGUAUGGAGGCAGAAACGGUGAAAUCGUCAUCACAUGGACUGUAAGUAAUCCUUUAGUUCAGACGUCUGAUUAUCCAGAAAAUUUAAAAUUGCUUGUACCCGCUGUAAGCAUAUUUUUUUCUGUUAUUCUAACUUUUAGCCUGUGGAGCCAUGGUUUUUCUCUGGCAAAAAGUUUGGCUACAUUGUGGCUUUUAAGCCCCAUGAUGCUUACGAUUGGUGGUACGAGACUAUCUCCGACCCUGAGACAAGGCGCCACGUUCACAGGGACUCAUACUUCAUCCCCACUGAGGAAGACUUCCAGGUCAGAGAGUUUCAGGUGAAGAUUAAGUCAUUUAAUGUCAAAGGGGACGGACCAUACAGCCUUACCAAGGUCAUCUACUACCCAAGAGAUGGUGAGUGUUCGGAUUUUUAAUUUGAUUUCCAUUUUGGACUCUAACGUCCUUAGAAAAUGUGACAACUGAAGCGGUUGAUGUAACCUCUUUGCUUUUUGGACAUUUGCAGUACCUACAGAGUCUCCAACAGACGUCUAUGCCAGGCCGGUGUCCUCCACUGAAGCUCUGGUGUGGUGGUUGCCGGUGGUCGACACUGGAACAGGCCUGCAACAGUACAUCGAGGGAUACCAGGUACACAGCUUCAAAUGGACUACUGAGAUUUGAUCCAAUCCUAUCUGCUUUAUUCAUAUAGCACAUUUUAAAAAACAUUCAAGUUUGCCAAAGUGCUGCACAGUAAAAUUUUAAAGAGCAAACACUACAGAAAAACAUCACAAGGAAAUAAAUAAAAGCAGGUAACAAAACAUUUAAAAUGAAAUAAAAAACACAAAAGCAUAAAAGAAAUAAAAGUGAUAAAGGGACAAUAAAAAGAUGUAAAAGGACAGAGAUCACACAACUCUUAUGCUGAGCUAAAAGCCAAGGAAUGAAAAUGAGUUUUAAGACGUGAUUUAAAUGUAGAAAGAGUAGGAAUGUUUUGAUCCUGAGUGGCAAUUGGUUCCACAAUUUGGGAGCCACAGCCAAUAAAGCUUGGUCGCCACGGGUUUUUAAAUGAGUUUUUGGGACAAGUUAGCAGACUUCAAGGAACGUGGGGGAGUGUAAACAUUUUAAAGGUCGGAAAUGUACAGUGGUGGUGAUCAGUUUAGAGAUUUAAAAACAAUGAAAUUUUGAAAUUAACUCUAAAAUGAACAGGAAACCAAUGGAGGGAUGCCAGAAUCCAUUGGCUACUGAGAUUUAAUGUCUCAAAAACUCAAGAAAUUCAGAUUUUAACGAGAUCAUUGUGUUACAUUCUACCCAAAAACAUACUAGCUCUAAAGCUGAUGAGAGAUUUUUAUUCAUUUUAGUUAAAAAUCUCCUCAAAUCUUCUGGAAUGGGGAAUAUUUAUUUAAAAUGAAGGAUAAGUGACUCUUUGUACUCAAUCUCUGCAUGUAGGUGUACAUACACAGUGAACUAAACCUUAAAUAAGCUGGAAGACAGAAGCUUCAAUGUGAUUGUUUUUAGGGAAACAGUUAAGACUUCAUCUCAAUUAUUAAUUUACUGGCAAAAACAAAACUGACAAUCAAAGAAAUGAAUCAAGAUUUUUCAUGGGGACUUCUUUUCAUCCUUUUUUCUAAGAGGUUGUGUUGCAGCAGAUUUUGCUGACUCAUCCUUCACAUAUUCAACAUUGAUGUCAGCGUUAGCGUGCAGGUUAAAGGAGAACACCACAGCUUUGAAAUGUUCCCUCUCUAACCCUCAUAUGUUCUCUUUCUUCAUGAAUCAGAUCAAAUACUGGAGGAAGUAUGAUGAUCCAGAGCCGGGAGCAAACCGUAUCUUUGUUGCAGCUACAGUCAACCAGACCAGGCUGGAGAACAUGCUGCCAGACUCCCACUACCUCAUUGAGGUCCGUGCCUUCAAUGGAGCUGGGCUUGGACCGCCUGGUGAACAUUGUGAAAUGUUCACAAAGAGACCACGUAAGAUCGAUGACUCAGCAUUAAACCUGAGUUAUGUGAUUAAAGCGACAUAGUGAUACAGAUUUAAUUUAUUAAAUGUUUUCUUUUUGUUCACAGCACCGCCAGACCCUCCCAGGAUGUGGCGCUAUGUCACUUGGACAGGACAGUGGAUGUAUGUGUGGUGGGAUCACAUUUCUUAUGACUGGUUUGGAAACAUCUCCUUCCCUCUGUACUACAAGGUGGGUGUGAUGACGCACGGCUGCCAUCAUGUUUUCAUGAGAUUCAAGACUAACUCAGACGUGUGCUGUUUUCAGGUCAUGUUCAGAAAGACCGGCUACUACUACGGGAAGGUCUACAUCACCGGUUGGCACUUCAUGGACUUUCCCAUGCCUCAGACGGGAGACUAUGAGCUGAUGGUGCGCGGUCGUUAUGAAGGAGGAGACGGCCCAGUCAGGAAAAUUAGGAUUAUGGGUGGGUCUUAAAAAGUUGCUGAUCUGAGAUUUGGGGCUCUAUUUUCGUGCCCGCUGGCGCUGUGGUAUUUUCAUCUGGUGGAGCUCAGUGCACAGCCAGUUUGGUAUUUUCAUAGACUGAAGCUCACCGAGGUGUGCCAAGCUGGGCAUGGUGGCAUGGCAGGGGGAGGUGUCAACAGAGUCAGCGGGCGCAGUGACAUUUUCAUGCUUGCCACUAGCGUGAAAAGUGUGCUAAAAGCUCGCCGAUUCAAACCUGGUCAACUCUCAGCGCAGGCGGAGCGCAGCUAGUCUAGUGGUCAUCAAUGGUCAUGCACACAGGUCAUCAAUGCCUCACAGGCAGUUUCCACAGUGUCAGGCACAUUUCAGUGCAAUAAAUAAUCAAAAUGACCAAUAGAAAGGGAGAGAUAUGAUUGGUGAAAACAGGACUCGGCUGUGUUAAACCCACUCCACACCCUCUCUCCUCCCUCUCUACUACUUACGCUGCUGGGAGGAGCUGAGUUAGGGAGGGGGGAUACUUUGGCCGGGCUGUGUCACUCACCAAAAUACUAAAAUGUGCUUGGGCACACCUUGUCGGUGCGACAGACCUGACUUACGCCAAACCUGUGCCACGUGAGGCAUGAAAAUAGAGUCCUUGGUGUUUUUUUUUUGUUAAUUUUUUUUCCUGGUCCAUUUUUCUCAUGUCUCUCUUUUCUCACCUCAGGUACGGCAUCCAUGACCACGCCCACACUUAGCCUGGUGACUUUGGUGCUGCUGGCAUUGUGCAUCAUGGGACUGGAGAUUUGAGUGUGCCACAGGUGACAUGUGUAUAAAAGACUCUUUGAAGUAGAUUUGGGACCUAAAACAAUAUUCAAACACUCUUCGUACUGAUAAUAAACAUGUGUCAUGCUUUUAUUCUGCAUCUGUUUAGUUUGAACAUCACACAGGAAGCAGUUUUGAUCAAAGACAAUAUGAUGUUAUCUUUGCUUUUUCUCUUAUUUUUAAUUUGAUCUAAAUAAAAAUAAAAAAAUAGGCUAAAAAUGAAAACACUGGCAUCCGGCCAUUUUUUUGUUUAAUUUAUUCUUGUUAGUUUUAAAUCUCAGUUUUUGACUUUAGCCAAACAAAGACUGGUGUUUUUCUCUUGUUUAUUUUAGUCGAUAUGUGUCACUUCAUUCUGCAGAUAAGCUAUCCACACACACACUCCUCAGAGGAAAUAUGUAGAAGGCUUUGUGGUGGUAGAGUGGGAGAAUUAUUUUUGCAGUAUGUCUAUUUCAGCCUCGAGAAUGGGUUUAUAUUAUUCAUAACACGCACUUUGAAUAUCUCAGAUGGUCAUGAAAUGAAUACUAUAGUAUGUAAAAACUGUAUAAUAAUCACUGUUUUUUGUUUGAAUGAGCAGAGGAUAAGUUAGCGUACACAGUUUUAUCACGUCUCCAUGUUUCUUUGCACAGGGUAUCACAUUUGUAGCAGCUUAGUCAACAUCUGCAUCAGAAGCUGUAAUGUAUUCUCAAUUGCAGACACUUCUUAAACUUCUUGAAGAGUUUUCUUUUUUUUUUUUUUGUAAUGGUGCUGUUCGACAGGGAUGAAAUUAAAGAUUUGAUGUCUAGCUGCAGUCAUGAAAGCCACUUCCUUUGGGACCAUGAUGUAAGACUCAAAUGAGUAAUUGGGCUGGAGUGGGGUAGAAAAUGCUGUAUACCACAAAUGUUUAUGCUGAUGUCCUUUAUUACAAACCAUUAAACAACAAUCUAUAAUAUACC